AUGGAAUACGAAAAACCGGGUCCUUCUCGCGUUAUUAAAGAAGAAAUGGUAGUUGAAAAUGAGUUGACUAACAAAUUUUUAAGUGGUCAAAUGUCUUUUGCUGAAUAUUCAAGUGAAUGGUACGAAGAUAUUGAAGAUGAAGAAGAUUCUAAAGAAGUGAGAAGAAAUGAUGAGGAAACUUUACAGUCAACACAGAUUAUCGAAAAAAAUAAUCAAAAGAAGCGAAGAGGAAUUCGUAUGUCGCCUGCCUUAGUGGGAUUAAUGGGCGAAGCUAAUAUAAGAUUUGCUAGAGGUGAUAUUGAAAUGGCAGAGCGUAUGUGUCACGAAAUUAUCAAACAGCUACCUACAGCAGCAGAACCUUACCAAACUUUAGCACAAAUUUAUGAACACGAUGUUGAAAAGUCUUUGCAAUUUUCACUGUUAGCAGCUCAUUUAGGUCGGUAUGAUGCUGAAGAAUGGUGGAGGCUGGCUGCAAUAUGUAAACAGUUAAAUGAUAUAAAACAGGAAAUGAUAUGCUACACACAAGCUGUCAAGGCAGAACCACAGAAUCUGCAAGCACAUAUGAAAAGACUUGAGAUUGUAACAACUUUAGAAGAGAUUAAUUAUCCAAUAAAUUCAUUAAAUGUCUCUAAGGUAAAGUGUUAUCAUAAAAUAGUUACUUCACUCCCUUCCAGUGAAGCUGAAACAAUAAUGAAGUAUGCAAAACUAGCAUCUUCAUUGUACCACAGUAGCUCUGAAAUAGAAAAAGCCGUAGAAGUUAUGGCUGCGGCAUAUAAAAAAUGUCCAUCAUUAUUUACGGUUGAAGACAUUAACAUUUAUCUAGAGUUACUAAUUUCUAACAAACAAUAUUUAAGUUGUAUAGAAGUAUUUGUCUCAAGUGUAGGUGUGGAAAUUGAAGCUGAAAUACAAACUGUAAAAAAUGAUAAUGGUGAAAUAGAAGAGCAAACAAAUUAUUUAAAUUGUACAAUACCUGAUAAUAUGGCAAUAGACUUAAAAAGUAAAUUAUUAGUAUGCUUCAUUCACUUGGGUGCUUUGACACUUGUGCAGACUUUAUUGAAAGAUUUCUUAAGUAAUGAUGUUGACAAAGCUGGAGAUUUGUUUAUGGAUAUAGAAGAAGCAUUUUCUUCUGUAGGUCACUAUGAAAUGGCUAUAAAGUUACUAGAGCCAUUAGUACAAAAUACUAACUUUGAUUUAGGAGCAGUCUGGCUAAAAUAUGCAGAUUGCUUGUAUAAAUUAGGUAGAGAAGAUGAUGCCAUAGAAUCUUAUUAUAAAGUACUGAAACAUGUGCCACAGCAACCAGAUGCUCGCAGAAAACUUUUUUCUAUACUUGAAAAAAGAGGUUGCAUUGAUGAAGCAUUAAAUAUUUUACAACAAGAUUAUAAAUAUGUUGUAAGUGCUAGCCUUUUGUAUGAACAGUGUCAAAUUCUUAAAAAAUAUAAUAAGACAUUAAAAUAUCUAGAAGUUGGAGAGGUCUUAUUUUCUAGAGACCUCACCAAAUUUAGGAAUGAAGAGGAGUUAAAAAUAGCAUGCAGAGUAAAGGGUGUUGUAGAACUUAUUUACAAUUUUCGCUCAAUGAGAGGGGAAAGUACAUAUAAUGAAGAUGACAUUCAAUUUGAAGAAGAGACAUUCAGAUUUACACCCAGUGAAGAGUUUGAAUUCUUUAAAGAAUUAUUACAUAUAGCAUGUGAACAUAAACUUUAUUGCACUAUGCAAAGAUUGACAUUUUAUGCUAUGAUAUCAAGAGGAUUAUCUAGUUAUCGGCCAACAGUUGAAUUUUAUUGUUUUCAAGCUUGCAUUUUGAAUCGAGAUUUUUCGAACGCUCUUAGAUUUAUAAAAGAAUUUGUUAUCAAGUAUCCUGGUCCCAGAACCUAUAUAUUGUUAAGUUACAUUGUUAAUUCUUUAGAUGAAAAUACUCAUGGAAAAUUUUUAUCUAGGCUUUUCCAAAAAGAUUAUAACAUUGUUAAACAUUUGUUUUUAGGAAAUAAUUUUUUGAUAUCUGGUAGAUAUCUUGUUGCUUUAAAAUAUUUUUUGGAGUAUCAUGAACAAUGUAGGGAACCCUUGUCAGCUUUGUUAAUAGCUGUUACUAUACUAGCCAUGGCUGCACAGAGAACAGUGGACAAACAUCAUAAUUUGAUACUACAGGGCAUAGCUUAUUUAUUUAGCUACAAAAAACUUAGAAAAUGUGACCAGGAAGCUUAUUAUAAUUUGGGUAGGGCAUUUCAGAUGUUAAGUAUAAAUAAUUUAGCUAUUGAGUACUAUGAAAAAGCACUUGCUUGUGACCCUUUAGCAACAUGUGAAAAACAUGGAGUUAUAGAUUUGACAAAGGAAACUGCAUAUAAUUUAUAUGUGUUAUAUAAGGACCAGUCACCAGAUAUAGCUAGAAGAUAUAUGCUCAAAUAUUUAGUUAUA
Brenthis ino (lesser marbled fritillary) is the source of this 2409-nucleotide messenger RNA. The record is from the annotation of a GenBank genome assembly. Lineage: Eukaryota; Metazoa; Arthropoda; Insecta; Lepidoptera; Nymphalidae.